AUGGACCUCCCGCCGGUAUCCGACACGUUUGUCGAAGCUGUCGGCUAUUUUACGUGCCUGGUACAGAGUGACCAUGGCCCGUCCAACCCACAGUUUAGGCUGAAGAAUCCUGCCAUCGGCGAUACUCCUGAAGACUUGUCGGAUGAGGCUACGAUAAUGAGAAUGCUGGAUGUGACGAAGGAUUGGAGAUGGCCCAGCUUUAUCACGCAUCAGAAUGCCACGAUGCAGCGACCAGUGAAGGCACUUGAGGGAUUUUCGAAGGUAGAUGUUUCGAAGGGUGAGACGAAAGCGGUAAGAAUCCAAUUGGACAAGAAGUAUCUAUGCAUGAAGUUCCUGGAAUUAAAGCGUCGACUUUUGGAGACUAGAGCAAGAGACACCACGUUAGUUUAG
Molecule: messenger RNA, 390 nt
Organism: Annulohypoxylon truncatum
Lineage: Eukaryota; Fungi; Ascomycota; Sordariomycetes; Xylariales; Hypoxylaceae
Exons: 2
Coding region: 1-390 (129 amino acids)
Source: RefSeq, a predicted model, not a curated record